Messenger RNA from Dendrobium catenatum, 690 nucleotides. RefSeq lists its product as uncharacterized. The record is from RefSeq and is a predicted model, not a curated record. The transcript has a single exon. NCBI's taxonomy places the organism in Eukaryota, Viridiplantae, Streptophyta, Magnoliopsida, Asparagales, Orchidaceae. The coding region runs from base 1 to 690 and encodes 229 amino acids.
AUGGGAGAUCAAGAAUCAAUGAACAUUCUUCCUCCCUCCUCCUCCUCCCCCUCCACCUCCGAUCAACACAACCACAUGACCAUAACCAUACCUCAGCCACUCAAAUUUCUUGUCUCAAACAUCAAAAACUUAGCUCCUCAUCCCCUAACAACUGAAAAUUACCCAAUUUGGCGUGUUCAACUUCUUCAACAAUUCACAGCUAAUGGCUAUGCCGGCCACCUCACCGGUGCUACGAAACCUCCCGCCGAUCCAACGUCUGUUGAGCACGCUCAAUGGCUCCUCGUUGACAGCAAUCUUCUCUCGGCGCUGUUUUCUACGGUUUCUCAGCCAAUUUUGCCAUAUAUCAUCACAGCCACCACCGCCGGCGAAGCGUGGGCUGUUCUUGAACGACGACUUCAGCCGACCAGUCGGUCUCGUGUCAUGCAACUCAAGAACGAGUUGUACCAUGUUCAGAUGAAGGAUAAACCUAUGCAGCAGUACCUCACCCGCAUCAAAUCCAUAAUGGAUAACAUCACCGCAUCCGGAUCACAAAUCGAUCCGGAAGAUAUAAUGCUUCAUACCUUGAACGGCCUUCCCCCUAAUUUCAAUUCUUUCAAGUCUAUGAUUCGAAACUCCCUUCUACCAAUCGAUCUCGAUAAGUUCUACUCCAUGCUCUGCAAUGAAGAAAUUCAUUUGCAACAUCAAAAUUGA